This is a messenger RNA of Symsagittifera roscoffensis, 1622 nucleotides long. Its product is annotated as arginyl-tRNA--protein transferase 1-like. Bases 1 to 1359 code for a protein of 452 amino acids. Gene Ontology annotation, cellular component: cytoplasm. Gene Ontology annotation, molecular function: arginyl-tRNA--protein transferase activity. The record is from RefSeq and is a predicted model, not a curated record. The transcript has a single exon. NCBI's taxonomy places the organism in Eukaryota, Metazoa, Xenacoelomorpha, Acoela, Convolutidae. Gene Ontology annotation, biological process: protein arginylation.
AUGCCCGAAAACGAGUAUACUCUUGUAGAAUAUUUUGGGAAAAGUGACGGCUCAGAAUGUGGAUAUUGUCACGGUUUGAUAGAUGGCAAGCGAUCGACACAUGGAAUGUGGGCUCAUUACAUGACCACUGCAGUUUACCAGUCUUUAAUUGAUCGGGGCUGGCGCAGGUCUGGAAAAUACUGUUAUAAACCGGUGAUGAAUGAAACAUGUUGUCCACAGUACACUAUCAAAUGUGAUGUUACUGUCAACCAGUUGACCAAAGGUCAAAAGAAAUGCUUGAAGCGAUUUCAUAAUUACAUCCAAAAUGACGUCAAGCCGAAAACUUUGUCGAAUGAACACAACAGUCUGGAGCAUGCGCAAACUAGAAGCUUGGUUAAGGCGGCCGAAACUCCCAAACAGAAGCCAAAUCAGACGAAUAAUGUACAAAUAAAAGACAGAAGUAGGAAAAAACGCUUUCAAAGAUAUCAGCGACAGGUUGAGAAGUUACGUUCGAGGAACCUGACUGAUUUGCAGAUUGAAGAGCAUUUCAAGAAGAGGAUAGAAUUUAAGCUUCAGAAGCAAAAACCAAAGGCGAUAGAAGACUAUUUCGCGUUCACGAGCUCAGCAAAAAAUAAACUGGAAGUUAAGCUUGUCAGCUCCGCUGAUGCCUCAGUAUUCGAUUCUGCGCAGAGGAAAAACGAGUUCACAGUAUACAAGAAGUAUCAAACAACCAUACACAAGGAUGAAGAAGACAAGAUUACUGAAAAACAGUUUCAGCGUUUUCUUAUUGACUCUCCGCUGAAGUACUCGGAGUUUGACCAAGAAGUGUCUGGGGGCUCGUUUCACCAGCAGUACUGGUUGAAUGGGGAGCUAAUAGCCGUCGGCGUGAUUGACAUUCUUGACUUGUGCGUUUCAAGCGUUUACUUCUUCUAUGAUCCCAGCUAUAACUUUUUGUCUCUCGGACGAAUUUCAGCCUUCCAAGAAAUCAUGUUCACCCGUAAACUUCACUCGUCGCUUGUGAACUUAAAGUAUUACUACAUGGGAUUCUAUAUUCACUCUUGUCCAAAGAUGAAGUAUAAAGGAGAAUACUCGGGAAGUUUUCUCCUUUGUCCAGAAGCAUACUCGUGGCACCCUAUUGAAGAGGUGUCUCACUUGCUAGAUGUCCAGAGGUAUACUCGUUUUGCUGCAGAAGGUGCACCAAAAGCGCCUCCGGGAUCUUUGAAAGAUUUGCUUGUUCUGUUUGAUCAAACAGCGAUGACAUACAUUCAGUAUCGUCAAAAGACUGGAUCCAAUAAGGACGAAGAUAAAGAAGUUCUCGAUAUCUGUCAAUUAAUUGGAAAGCGAGCAACGGAGUUUGACUUCGUCUUGUAUAGAGGCUGACGGAAACUUCGUCCUGUACAGUUCCUGAGAAAUAAAAAUACUGAAUGCUAUUGUAGAAUACUGAUACUAAUUAAAUUCAUUGUGUAAAAAGCCAUUGAAAGCAUAUAUUUUUGAAGGAAGUUGAGGCUCCUUCUACAGUUUAAUUUACAGAUGUUAUAUUGCUAUUUUAAUCUAUCAGUAUUCAAUGUUGAAAAAAUUGACAUCGAAAGUGUUUCUCAAGAAAAAUCUGGAAAUGUCUAAAAAUUCAUACAAAAUACGAGAUA